AUGUUGGGGUAGCUUUCGUAUCGUAUCAAACACAUCCGUGUGGUCCGUAUUUGUUAAUGUUUAAUGUGGCCAUUCAGUAUAUAUUGUAACCACCGAGCAGUGUAUACGUCGUCGUUGUGCAGAACGGUCUGGCGGUGAGCGUUUGGUGUCUUAUCUGGGAUGUUGUACAUAUGAUUUGAUUUUGGUGCAUCAGAAGGUGUUACCGCACGUGACCCAAGUGCAUUUGUACGAUUAGUGCUGUGUGUAGAUAACACUUACUAGUGAUUGUUUGUGCAUGCGAAAAAACAGUGUGUAUCGUGACAGAGACGCUGUGAUAUUGGCCAAAGAAAAAGCUAGUUUUGUGCAUUAAAACGAUUUAAUUCAUUAUUGCUGGAUUGAAGUUUUGCUCAGAAUCAAGAAUCAAUCUAACAGAGUGGCUUUAUAGAAUGAGCAACCUUGAACCACAACCACAACCGUUGCAGUAUAAUAUGACCGGUGACACGGAUACGACAGAUGAGGCGCCGGGACGCUUGGCAGAAGGUGGUGAGCUUAGUGGCAAUACAGUGCCCAACGUGGAGCUAGCGAUGGCACCAGCAUCUGAUGUAAUGUGCAGAAGUACGAAAACCAGCAGCAAUGCCAACUCCUUCCGCAUUGAAGCCCUGCUGGCUAGCAAGGAGCACGAGAACAACAAUAGUACAGGGGCUGAUUUAUCACCGGCACGCUCAAAGACGAACAACCUGGACCUGAUCGCGGAUGGGUUUAAUCCGAGCGAUGAUCGCCACUCAAGAUCCGAAUCGACCUUCUCUUCCGACUCCUGCUCAUCGAUCAAUCCUGGCAGUGUGGAGCCGCAGGAUAUAGACGAUUGUGCAAUGAAUCAAAUGGCCAAAUCGUCCUCACCUAACCAACACGACUAUCUGCCGUUCUACAAUCUCUGCCCAUCGCAGGUGAUCUUCACAUCGAACGCGUCCACCUUCGACACACAUCCGGCCGUCUGCAAUAAAAGCAUACCGGUUGACGCUGGGAACCGGUUCCAUUUCAUGCAGCUACCUCAGCUAGAGCUUCUAAGGCACCACAACAUCUACUAUCCUCGAAUCACGGAGCUUACAGGACAAAACUCAGUAUACGGAAAAGCGCGACGGCCCCGGACAGCGUUCACCUCCCAACAGCUGCUCGAGCUGGAAAAGCAGUUUAAAGUGAGCAAAUAUUUGUCGCGACCGAAGCGGUACGAGGUGGCCAACAAUUUACUGCUCUCUGAAACCCAGGUUAAAAUUUGGUUUCAAAAUCGGCGCAUGAAGUGGAAACGAUCCCGGAAGGUGAACGAAUCAAAAAAGUACAGCAACAAUAGCAACAACAGUGGCAGCAAUAACAACAACACCACCACCACCAACAGCAGUAGCAGCAGCAGCAGCAGCAGUAACAGCAGCACCAACGGCAGCAGUACCGGUAGUAACAGCAACAUUAGUAACCAUAGUAACGGCCCGCUCGGGUCCAGUAACGUUAACAGCGCACACAAUGGAGGCGGCACCGGUGGCUCCCUGUUGCACGGAAGUGGCAAUAAAACGUCCACCGACCACCAAGGCGCGGAUGGUGGUCGUCCCUUCAAUCGAUCAGCCGGUGACCCGGGAAGGACCGACCACUGUGCGAGUGGUAUGGUGAGCAAGUUGUCCUGCAUCCUGGAUCAUCCGAAGGAUAAGCGGGACAGUAAUGGCACCGGCAAACAGCACGCGACGGCAGCGACGGCGGCGGCGGCCCUCUUUGUCAAUCAGCAGUUUCAGCAGACGGUCGGGGGCGUUGGAGCGGGCAGCCCGAACGACAUCGUUGGCGUCGGGCCAGCGUUGUUUGCAUGCGAUCCACCGAAUGGAUUAAGUUUUCGGCCUUAUGUAACGUAAACGCGGGCGAGGAUGGUCAGCGUGCGAAACAGAAACAAAAGCAAGCUAAGAAAAAACGAUAAAAAAGGUAACGCAGAAACCACAGCUAUCCCUUCCCGUUGCUCCCUUGGCCCAAAUGUGGGCAACAGAAAGUGUCUACACUCUGACAACUUGAUAGGAGGAUUAAGUUAGACGUGGAUAAAUAAAAUAAUGAUUGGAAAU
Molecule: messenger RNA, 2069 nt
Organism: Anopheles arabiensis
Lineage: Eukaryota; Metazoa; Arthropoda; Insecta; Diptera; Culicidae
Product: hybrid signal transduction histidine kinase A-like
Exons: 5
Coding region: 426-1868 (480 amino acids)
Biological process (GO): spinal cord motor neuron cell fate specification; central nervous system development; regulation of DNA-templated transcription
Cellular component (GO): nucleus
Molecular function (GO): DNA-binding transcription factor activity, RNA polymerase II-specific; sequence-specific double-stranded DNA binding
Source: RefSeq, a predicted model, not a curated record